Molecule: messenger RNA, 1680 nt
Organism: Cladophialophora bantiana CBS 173.52
Lineage: Eukaryota; Fungi; Ascomycota; Eurotiomycetes; Chaetothyriales; Herpotrichiellaceae
Exons: 3
Coding region: 1-1680 (559 amino acids)
Biological process (GO): double-strand break repair via nonhomologous end joining
Cellular component (GO): nucleus
Molecular function (GO): DNA-directed DNA polymerase activity; DNA binding
Source: RefSeq, a predicted model, not a curated record
AUGGCCGCCCUUCAGCUGGCUAAUGCAUCGUCAGUUUUUGUCCCUAAUAAUGAUGACGAUUCCGGUGCCCGCAUCCGUAUCCACCAGUCUAUCCAGUAUGGCGCUCAGUGGGCACAUAAGUUCUGUGAAGAAGUCACACAUAUCAUCGUCACUCAGGACGACCUCGAUGUGACAGUAGUAGCCAAAUCUUUCCCUUCGAAACAGAUUCCGAAGGGUCCGGUUCUUUUGCGCCAAAAGUGGCUUUUUGAAUGCUGGAAAUCUGGAUUUCUUGUAGAAACGCAUUGGCGCCGCUUUCAAGUAUUAGGCUCAGAUGCAAUCAGAGAGCCAGGUCGUAGCAUUGCUGCCCCUGGCAUCGACAGAAGAGCAAACAUUCAGGGUUCAAGGGCAGACAAAUCGCUUCCGAUUGCCAAUGAACCAGACAGUAACGUUCAGCUUCGCCGCGAAUGUGGGACCGGCCCCAAGACAUUGAAGCCAAAACCGGAAGGAAAUAUUGAUGAAGAUCCACUCGAUAUUGCGAUAAAGGAUGUCCAAAAUGGCGCCGGUCAGCAUCUUGAUUCUGAUGACUCUGGGAGUGAUGAUGGAGCUGAAUCCCAACUCGUCCUGAACAAGGAACACAGCAAUGGAAGAGUACCCGAGAAGGCCGCCGGAUUUUUGUGCAUGGAAAGCCAUGAUGGAAAAACCCAAAGCGAGAAUCCGAAUGCCGAAACCAUGCAGAAGCUGCAAGAGAUGGCAAAAUCCUAUGACCGAACAGGUGAUCGAUGGCGACCAAGAGCUUUUCGGCAAGCAAUAGGAAAACUUCGGAAGCAAAGCGAGUUGAUUCGAACCAGUCAUCAAGCUCGUGCGGUCGGUAUUGGCGAGAGCAUUGCGUUGCAGAUCGAAGAAAUUGUCUCUACUGGAAAAUAUAGACGAUUCGAGUACGCGCAUAAUGAUCCCAGGAAUCAGAUUGUCAAGCUCUUCAUGGGGGUGUAUGGCGCUGGCGAGACAACCGCCCAGAAGUGGAUAGCGCAAGGUUAUCGAUGUCUAGCAGAAGUCUAUGAGAAAGCCGACCUGAACGCAAAUCAACGGGUGGGCAUCGAGCACUAUGAUGACUUCCAGCAGAGGAUCCCUCGCAGCGAGGUCGAACAGCACGCUGCGAUAGUAGAGAAAGCUCUCAAAGCUGCAGAUCCAAAUCUUCAGUUGAUCAUCGGAGGUUCUUAUAGACGAGGCAGCAAAGAUUCGGGGGACAUUGACUGCAUCAUCUUCAUGCCCGAGGCCGGGAUCAGCCAUAUCCGUAGCCUGAUGCUGGAUGGUGUUAUCCCUGGAUUGAUGGUUCAAGGGUUCUUGAAAGUGGCACUUGCUAGCGGCCAUUUUUCGAAUGACGACUCGUCGAAGUGGCAUGGAGCAUCUGCCUUGCCAGGUUCUAAUGUUUGGCGCCGGAUCGACUUCCUCUUUGUACCAUGGGCGGAGCUAGGAGCUGCAUUGAUCUAUUUCACGGGGAACGACCUCUUUAAUCGGAGCAUAAGGUUCCUGGCAGGGAAGAAGCAGAUGAGGCUGAACCAGCACGGAUUAUUCAAGGACGUCAUGAGGGGACGUGGACGACAACGAAUUAACGAUGGGACGUUGCUCGAAGGGCACGACGAGAAGCGGAUUUUUGAGAUUCUUGGAGUUCCGUACCGGCUGCCCGAGGAAAGGAACGUGUGA